Molecule: messenger RNA, 6456 nt
Organism: Megalops cyprinoides (Indo-Pacific tarpon)
Lineage: Eukaryota; Metazoa; Chordata; Actinopteri; Elopiformes; Megalopidae
Gene: plekha5
Product: pleckstrin homology domain containing, family A member 5
Exons: 30
Coding region: 1-3834 (1277 amino acids)
Cellular component (GO): cytosol
Molecular function (GO): phosphatidylinositol-5-phosphate binding; protein binding; phosphatidylinositol-3-phosphate binding
Source: RefSeq, a predicted model, not a curated record
AUGGCGGCGGAUCUGAACCCGGAGUGGCUCUCUUGCCUCCCGUCUUCUUGGAGUUAUGGGGUAACCCGGGACGGACGCGUCUUCUUCAUCAAUGAAGAAGCGAAGAGCACAACCUGGUUGCAUCCAGUCACUGGCGAGGCCGUAAUUACUGGCCACAGAAAAACUCCAGAUUUGCCGACUGGAUGGGAGGAGGGAUACACGUUCGAGGGAGCUCGGUGCUUCAUAAAUCACAAUGAACGGAAGGUGACCUGUAAACACCCCGUCUCCGGUUUACCCUCACAAGACAACUGCAUCUUUGUCGUCAACGAGCACUUGAAUUGUGGGAAACUGGUUCACCCUGUGUUAAACAGACAGUACAGACCCGUUCCUAAAGCGCCAGCCAAUGAGAAGAAGGAACGACCUCUGAGCACCAUGAGCGAAGCUUCCAACUACACCGGUGGCUCCGACUACGCCACUCACCCGGGCAGCCCGGCAGGCAGACCCUCAAGAUCCUCCAAAAAAGUUCACAAUUUUGGGAAGAGGUCCAACUCAAUAAAGAGGAACCCCAAUGCACCAGUGGUCAAGAGCAGCUGGCUGUACAAACAGGACAGCACAGGGAUGAAGCUGUGGAAGAAGAGAUGGUUUGUGCUGUCUGACAUGUGCCUGUUCUACUACAGAGAUGAAAAAGAAGAAGGGAUCCUUGGAAGCAUCCUCCUGCCAAGCUUUCAUAUAUCCAUGCUUUCUGUGGAUGACCACAUCAACAGGAAAUAUGCCUUCAAGGCCACGCAUCCCAACAUGAGGACGUACUACUUCUGCACAGACACGGCCAAAGAGAUGGAGUCCUGGAUGAAGGUGAUGACAGACGCGGCGCUGGUGCACACAGAACCAGUGAAGAGGCUGGAGAGGCUGAAGGUGGAGCAGCGGGGCCCGCAGGAGGUGAACAACAUGCUGAACCACCGGGUGCUGACCCGGCCCGAGGCCCAGAACAACGAGCGCAACAGAGAGGCGGGGCCGCCGCCGGCGCUGCCGCACGCCGAGGAGAAGAAGCAGAAGGACGCCGAGAAGUAUGGCUUCCAGAAGGACGGCGUGGAGCGGCCGCUCACCAAGAUCAACAGCAUCAAGCUGCAGCCGGCUCAGGCGGCGGCCAUCGCGGCCGCCGUCACCUCCUCCCGGCAGGCCAGUGGCACCGGCGCCGCGCCGCCCGCCCAGUACAAGGCCCCGCAGGUGAACGGGUCCGGGGAGCGCGCCGGGGACCGCAGCCCUGGGGAGAUGGGCAACGCCCUGCCCCCCCGGGCCCCCUCCCAGGCCCAGGCCCUGCCCCAGGAGCCCGAGAGGACCCUGCAGAGGACCAACUCCAUGCAGCAGCUGGAGCAGUGGGUCCGGACCCAGAGGGGGCGGGGCCAGGAGGACGAGACCAGGAGCAUCACCUCGUACCAGACCCUGCCCCGCAACAUGCCGAGCCACCGGACGCAGGUGGUGCCCCACUACCCCGAGGGGUACCGCACCCUGCCCCGGAACAGCAUGAUGCGGCCGGACAGCAUCUGCAGCAUCUCGCCCUCGCUGUACGACCGGGCGCUGGGGCCCUCGCCGGCCGACAAGCGGCGCUCCAUGCGGGACGACACCAUGUGGCAGCUGUACGAGUGGCAGCAGAGGCAGGCCUACACCAAGCAGGGCCCCCCCGCCGCCUACGGCACCCUCCCCAGCCCCAAGACCAUGAUCAACCUGUCGGACCAUGUGGCCCACUCCAUCCCCCCCUCGCCCUCCCACGGCUCCCUGGCGCACUACCAGGGCUACUCCCCGCUCCGCUCCUACAACAUGGGCUCCCGCUCAGAGGUGUCCUCGCCCGUCUUCCGGGGCGACGUCACCAUGGACCGCCGUCACAGGGCGCACCUCGCCAAGUAUGGUUACCCGCCUGACCGACGGUCCAUGCCGGCAGGGAUCCCAGUGCAGACCAUCACUCCACAGUCCCUACAGGGCAAGACGCCCGAGGAGCUGACCCUGCUUCUGAUCAAGCUGCGCCGGCAGCAGGCCGAGCUAAACAGCAUCCGGGAGCACACUUUAGCACAGCUCAUGCAGCUCAAUCUCGAUGCCGCCAACCCAAAGAACGAGAUUCUGUCCCAUCACCUCCAAAGGAACCUCAUGUAUUUGGACAGCCAGGUAAACCCAGAGGACUACAGAGAUAACUCUUACAUGUACCGAGCAGAGGAGCUGGAUAUCGACGCAAAGCUGAGCAGGUUGUGUGAACAGGACAAGGUGGUGCGGACACAGGAGGACAAGCUACAGCAGCUACACAGAGAGAAGCACACCCUGGAGACGGCGCUGCUCUCAGCCAGUCAGGAGAUAGAGAUGAGCGCAGACAACCCGGCGGCCGUGCAGAGCGUGGUGCAGCAGAGAGACGUGCUACAGAGCGGCCUGCUGAGCACCUGCAGAGAGCUGUCCCGCGUCAACGCGGAGCUGGAGCGGUCCUGGCGGGAAUAUGACCGGCUGGAGUCUGACGUCACUCUGGCCAAGAACAACCUCCUGGAGCAACUGGAGGCUCUGGGCAGCCCUCAGACCGAGCCCCCCAGCCAGCAGCACGUGCAGAUUCAGAAGGAGCUGUGGAGGAUACAGGAUGUAAUGGAGGCUCUGAGCAAGAACAAGCCCCAGAGAAGCACUGACAACACAGGUUUCCUGGGGUCCAAACCGAUCUCAAAUAAAUAUAAGAGCGAGGAGGAGGACUGUGUGCCCCCGCGGCCCCCCCUCCCCCAGUCCUACGACCUCAGCGAGCGGCCGCCGGCGGUGCCCCCGCUGCCCCCUCCCAGCGCCGUCCAAAUGCACGCGGGCCGGCCGGCCCUGCACCGGCCCGAGGACAGGAAGCCGGGCCAGAGGAACGGCGCGCACAGCGGCCCGGACUACAGGCUGUACAAGAGUGAGCCGGAGCUGACCACGGUGGCCGAGGUGGACGAGACCAACGGAGAGGACAAAUCAGAGCUGGCCGGCGAGAAGGAGCCCAACAGCAAAGGCAUGGCCUACCCUGUCGGGAUCGUCCCCCCGAGGACGAAGUCCCCCAUGCCAGAGUCAUCGACGAUUGCUUCGUACGUCACGCUGAGGAAGAGCAAGAAGCCAGAGCCAAGGACGGACCGUCCCCGCAGCGCGGUGGAGCAGCUGUGUCAGGUGGAGACGGCGCGGCCCAGGAUGAGCGUGGAGGAGCAGCUGGAGAGGAUCAGGAGGCACCAGCAGGCCUCGCUGAGGGAGCGCAAGAAGGGCCUGAGCGUCCUCGGGGGGCAGGAGAACUCGCCCUCUCGCAGCCCCUCUUUCUCCAAGGAGAAUCCCUUCCGCACUCUGCAGAGCCGUAGGAGGGACGAGGUGGUGUCCAGUGACAUACAGGAGCUGGAGGCGUCGCUGCGGGAGCAGGACCUGGUGAAGGAGCAGGAGACCCCGGCGGAGGAGAUCGCACGACUCAAGGAGGAGGUGCAGCAGGAGGACUUCAACAUGGAGCGAGAGCUGUCCAAGCCAGAGAAGGUGGUCAUCCCGGAGCGGUAUGUGGAAUCGGAGCCAGAGGAGGUCCUGAGCCCUGAGGAGGAAGCCAACAAGCAAAAGAAAGUGGAUCGAAUCAAAGCCCUGAUUGCCAAAAACAGCAUGCAGAACGUGGUUCCAGCGGUGACUCUGAACCCGGAGGGCGAGGUGGAAGAGGAGGCCACAGUCCAGGAGCAGGAGAAGAUGAUCAACAUCUCCUACGAGCUGGCGGCCGAGGCGUCCAAACGCAGCAAGCUGGUGGCGGUGAAAAGCCUGUCCUCUCCACCCCAGUCCCCGACCGCCCCCUCCGCGCCGUCACCCCCGCAGCUCGCAGACGGAUCUCACUUCAUGUGUGUGUAGUGGCCACAGUAAGAGCCUCUCUUCACUUCCACCGCUCGCCCGGUCCUCUCGCGGCUCCCUCUCUCUCUCUCCCCUACCCUCUCAGACCUGAUUCUGAUCUCAGACCUGUGGAUUCCUGCCCCAGUCUCCUCUCAGAGGGGUGUGGGGGAUUUUUUUUUAAAUGCUUUUCCAAAUUACAAGUAAGAAACUGACUCCCUACAUCUUUGUGGAGGGACACCUUUGUGGACAAUGUGAACACAUCCCAUGAGAAAGGUAAUAGAUGAGGGCUCACCUCCAAAUGCACUCAAAACUAUGGGCUUGCCACCAUAAAUAUAUAUCCAGUAGGAACAUGGUUUUGGACCCAGAGCUAGGCUGGUAACCAGAAUGUGGCAGAUGCAGUUCCCGGGUGCAGCAUUGUCACUCUGCCCUUGCAUUAAUCAGGGCACUGAGCUGGAGCAGUUUCAGGAAACCUCGGAUGCUAUCUGUGUGUGUCGCCCAGGGUAUUGGCAUUGGCUCAGCAAGCCAAUUGUGUGUAACAGUAAUAACACGAUGUAUCAUCUUUUAAAAAGAAAUAAUGUUUGAAUAGCAAACUGUAAAUAACUCCCGUGGAGCAGUGUAUUCUAGAACCAUUAAUGUUUUCAGCUUCCUUGGUGGAGGCCCAGAAAGAUUCAGUCUGCUGCCUCCACACAGUGUCAUUAUUCAAGCCCAAACAGCCAGGUAAAUGGGACUUUAGAGAUGCAGAGAGGCACAUCGUUCCCUUCCUGCAUGGUGGAGCAGUGAAUUCUCUCCUCUCUAUGUCACUGUCUCAUCGGUUUGGGCCCUGAGCCACCCAAACGAGCUGAGAGAGAGGAUCCUCUGGCCUCAUAGAAGAUCGAAUAACAGCACACCAUCAGAAUGUUCCCUCGCUUACAUUUCACCUCAAACACACCCUGAACACAGCGACACUUACUGCGGCUGCGUUUAAACCAGCGCCGCAAAAGAGGCCACACCUCAGCAGCACAAAGAUGUUUGCUCUCUCUCAGUGUGGGAGCUAACGAUAACAAGAAAAUGAACCAAUAAUGAAGUUCGGACAGAAAGAUGUUGAUCUUGGAAUUCUUGAUCUCGGAGCUCUAGUGCUUCGUGUUGGCUUGUUGUAGGGCAUUUAAGUUGUACUUGCAGUCAGCGCACUUCAUCAGAUUAGCCUGAGUGAUUCAUUACCAGAUCCCAGGUGCACAUGUAACAGCACUUUACCAGGAGGGCACUGACAAAUGACCACGUAACACACAGCCACUAUACUGGGCACAAGUCACAGUAAGAGGCCAGUUAUCCUGCCUGGGGUUCUGCAUUUGGCAGCUGGAGAGCAACAGAUUUGUUUGGUUUGUUUAAGUGCUUAGCAGACACCAGGAUGACUCGCAUCGCUUGUAUUUUGCACAUUUAAAGAGCUGGAUAUUAACUGAAGCUAUUCAAGUGAAGUGUCUUGCUGAAGGGAACAGCGUCGGUUUACCCACAAGGGAAUGGAUGCCACAGCCCUCUGGGUGCAAGCCCACAUACCUUACCACCGUCCCAGACCGUGACCUUUUUCAGCCUGUGACAUCGCUGCUGCCUCUACCUGAAGUGUGCAUCUGUACCAGCCUCUCUGUGGGUGGGGACAGUCCCUUCAUUUGGUGGCAGGUUUUGGUAUCACGGAGAGGGUACCGUGAGAAAAAAAUCAAUGCUUUGAACCACAGAGAUAGGACCAGUUAGUCUCCCCUGCAGGAGUUCAUUUCCUCUCUGAAGCUGAAUUUACCCUGAAAACAGUGUAACCUUUCAGUUAACAGCAAUUUUCUCACUGCACUGCAUACUGUUUCAAGCUGCAGUUUACACAUACCUCGCUAGCCAGGGAAAGAGGAAAUGCCUGCCUGCGCACACACACAAACCUGCUAUUUGUAAACUGCUGCACCUUUCAAAGACAUUGUUUUCACCGUUUCAGAAGGGAAUUAUAUAGUUACGUGUUAAUUGGGGCCAAGGCUUGUGGAACCAAUCUGUAACUCUGCAUAAUUGGAUCCAAACCAAUAAUUGUCAGAUCGAAAUAGCAUUUAAUUAAUCUGGACUGCUGCCAGGACACACACACACACACACCCUCACUUUUUUUUUUUUUUUGGCAAAUUCAUGCCAGUGUAGUAGUGAUAAUUGAUACAAAGUUUACAGAACUACUAUACCUGGACUCUUAGUUGAAGAUAUAGUAUAUAAUAGACAUAUUCAGGGCCAAUGGUGAUCCCACAGCACUGAGUCUGUAAGAUUUGUUUCACAAACUGUUUAGCACAAGUACAGGACCACCUUUUGUUUUAGUCUGAUUAGACCCUGUACGGGGGCAAGAUCAACACCCCUAAAUUUGUGAUAAAAAAGGUUGAGAAUCCCAAACAAAACAGAUCCAGGGUGGUGAUUGUACUGUGCAGAGAUGCUUUGCAGAUCUGCUGAACUUUGUUUAUGUUUUGGCUACCAUCCACAUGAUUUAAUGAUAAGCAGGUUUGCCUAGUGCAGCAGUCUAGAGCAGCCUGCAACUUUUUCCCACUGCCUCACAGAGCGCUCACGUCUGUCUCCUGUCCCCCCUCCCUGCAGCCCAAGCCCUGGCCUCAGUUAAGACCUACACCUGAGGAGUGCCAGGAUGGAGACCCGGGACAUCCC